Messenger RNA from Anopheles aquasalis, 1669 nucleotides. It is a transcript of the gene Phyhd1, whose product is annotated as Phytanoyl-CoA dioxygenase domain containing 1. NCBI's taxonomy places the organism in Eukaryota, Metazoa, Arthropoda, Insecta, Diptera, Culicidae. The record is from RefSeq and is a predicted model, not a curated record.
CCACUCUCAAUCGAUCUACUACGCUCAACAACACAUCAUCCGAGUCCGGCCGCUCCUACCAACGCUCUGUCGUCGUUGUGAUUUGUGAUUACGUCGUGCUUCCAGUGGUUGCGCCCAGGCCCAGCAUCAGUCUCGGUGACUCGGUGCCGCUGUUUACAAACCUCAAGUGCGAUAAGAUAGAAACAUUUCUCGAAGCUCUCGACCAUUCGACAGCUCCAGGAACGGCGUGAUUAACUGAGCCGCCAGUGCGCCAGUCUUGUGCUGUGGCUUAUCUUGUUCUUAUCACCCGAGAAAAAGGCCCCGUCUGUCGUGAAGCAGAACUUGUCCAAAACUUCACCAGAUCGAGAAUGAGAAACCGACUGAUUGAUCAGGUCCGUGAGGAUGGGUUCGCGGUGAUCGAUGAUUUUCUGACACCGGAAGAAGUGAGCGAGCUGCUGCAGGUGGGCCAGAACCUGCACAAGGAUGCACCGAAGGAGGAGCGCAAAGUGUUCAGCGCGAAUGCCGCUGGCAAGUCAGCGCAGAGCAAGGAGCAGUACUUUCUGGAGAGUGCCGAUAAGGUGCGUUACUUCUUCGAGGAGGGUGCAAUCGGUGAGAACGGUGAACUGCUCGUCGAUCCGGCCAUUUCACUGAACAAGGUAGGCCAUGCACUGCACAGUGAGCAUCCGGCCUUCCAGGAGGUCACUUUCUCGAACCGGGUGAAGGAAGUGUGCUGGCAGCUUGGCUUCCGGCGGCCUGCGGUCGCCCAGAGUAUGUAUAUCUUCAAGAAUCCUGGUAUUGGCGGUGAGGUGAAGCCACAUCAGGACGCUACCUACCUGUACACCGAACCGAGCACAACGGUUGGUUUCUGGAUACCGCUCGAGGACGCAACGCUACAAAACGGAUGCUUGCAUUUUAUCAAGGGUUCACACAAGAGUGGCGUACAUCGACGAUGGAUCCGCAACACUGAUACGUCCUCCGACGAGCUGCUGAUCUACGAUCGACCGGCCCCACUGUACCCGCAGUCUAACUUUGUGGCGGUUCCGGUAAAGGCCGGUUCGUGCGUACUCAUCCACAGCCAGGUCGUGCACCGGAGCGAUGCGAACAAGUCUGACCGCAGCCGGCACGCGUACACCUUCCACGUGAUCGAAACCGAAGACUGUGACUAUUCCAAGGAGAACUGGCUCCAGCCGACCGAGGAUCAUCCGUUUCCGGUACUGUACGAGCGGGAUUAAAUCCCCCCCGGGGGGGAGGUGGCCCCCCAUGCGUGUGAUAAGCUUUAGUGUGCCGCACUUCUUCACUCUCUCUUUCCUGUCCCCUUUGUCUAUUUACCUCGAUUUAAGAGAUUAUGCUGUAAAACGUGCAACAAGCCGGGCAUCUCGCUCCUCUCGCACGGUCUUCGAUCGAUAAAGGGAUGACUAGUAGCCGCGCGGACGGCUCUAUUUCCUCCCUUUAGUUCCAUUAUGCUACCCAUGAAUUAAAGAUAUGCUCCCGCCCGUGCCAUAGAUGUGUUUAUACGUACACAUACACAUAUAUAUAUAUAUACCGUGCGUCUGAUGCACCUUCCCCCAAAGUACGCCACAGGUGCAAUCGAAUGCGAUCGACCAUUUACCGAGUGUGCUAAGGUGCAACAUACAUGAUUGUAUAAAAAAAAAUCAAAGCAAAUGAAACAAUAAAAAAGGACUGAACGAAA